Salpingoeca rosetta is the source of this 1743-nucleotide messenger RNA. RefSeq lists its product as uncharacterized. Gene Ontology annotation, biological process: regulation of transcription by RNA polymerase II. The coding region runs from base 1 to 1743 and encodes 580 amino acids. The transcript has 5 exons. Gene Ontology annotation, cellular component: nucleus. Gene Ontology annotation, molecular function: RNA polymerase II cis-regulatory region sequence-specific DNA binding; DNA-binding transcription activator activity, RNA polymerase II-specific. The record is from RefSeq and is a predicted model, not a curated record. Lineage: Eukaryota; Choanoflagellata; Craspedida; Salpingoecidae.
AUGUUUGCGGUUCAGCCACAUUUACAUCAACAGCCCCGCUCAUCCGGCCCUCUGACCACCUCAUCCUCAUCUACCCCCACCUUCUCGGGUCAGCAAGGCCAGCGCCAGUUGUUAGCGCAGAUGUACCCACAAGCCCGCCCAUGCUAUUCCAAGACUACUACAGGCGUAUGUGCAAAGCAUCUCAAGCAACAGCACCUCAGCCAGCACCGCGACUGCAGCAAGGGCGUCCCAACCACAGACUGCGCCCUCAACGUUACCAGCAGGAAGCCCUGCCAUCCUCACUCAGAUAUCAAACCUGUUGAGUGCGCACCCACACCUGAUGUCGCAGGUUCCAAGUCACAUUGCGGCCCAACUCCGACAACAUCAGCAACAAUCCCAGCAACAGCAACAGCCAGCAAACAGCGGCAACGGUGGGUCGUCUCAACCACCCGCCCUUGCGAGCAGUGGGACGCCUUCGACCAGGGCACCCACCAGCGCGCAACACACGACCAGUGUCACCACCCCGCAACCCGGAGCUUCGAAUCGGCCGCAGUCCUCAUCCAUCACAUCAACACCACCACCGCCAACAACAACACCAAGCUCUUUCUCGUCUUCGGUACCUCAGGACCAGACGCAAGCCCCGCCCUUCUUCCAGCAGCACACGGCGGCGCCGGGCGGACCAUCGCAUUACACGUGUGCAACAAAUCACACCACCCAACAGUCAUUCCUUUCACGUUCAACAGCAUCCCAGCGAUGCUUCAGUCCUCAUUCUUUGGCGUGGCACCGGGGCCACACCCUUCAUACAUGCCGGCGCAGUAUCCAUUUGCAGUUAUGCCCGUUAUGCACGUGCCAAAUCAAGCACAACAGAAAGAGAAGUACACCUGCGAGAAGUGUGGCAAGUGCUUCAGCUGCAGCAGUAACCUCCACCGUCACCGUCGCAUCCACACAGGGCAAAGACCGUUUCUGUGCCAAUACUGCAACUUUGCCUUCAACAACAGCAGCAACAGAAGAAAACAUGAACGGCUGUACUGCAAGAAGCGCCCAACGGCACACAACGAGAUGCACGUGGACGAGACACCGCCGCCAUCCAGCUCUUCAAACGGAACAGGGUCGCCGCAGACUCGGGCAAAUCCUGAAAACUCACCACCACCACCAUCACCACCAACAACAACACCACCAGGCAGAAACAACACGUCCCAAGGUGCGUCUGGAGCUGAAACCAGACCUCGGCGCAAGAAUGCACAGCCCGCGUUUAACGAAGAUGACGACGGGGAUGGUGAUGACGGCUACGAUGGGAGUGGCAACGGCAGUGGCAGUGGUGGUGGCAGUGGUGGCGGUGACGGUGACGGUGGUGGUGAGGAUACAGAUGAGGAGGCACAGCUGCAGCGCAGCACACGGGAUGCCGCCACGACGCUUGUGUCCAUGUGGGAAGGCAGGGCUGAAGGCACACGGAGCUACAAGCACGGCAGAGGUAAUGGACAGCGUCACCGUGGCGGCGGCGGUGGCGGCGGCGACAGCGAUGGUGCGAGGAAUGGCGGUGUCAACAUGACAGCUGAGAGGGAAGAUGGCCCACAUCAUGACAGGGGGGAAAGUGCCGAAAACGGGCGGGAGUCGGGCGCCAGCACGGGCAGCGAACGUAGUGGAGGCAACAAGCUCAAGGUGAGCAAGCAGUCAAAGGUGAAGAAGGUUCGCAGCUCACACAGCUCCGCUUCUCCACCGUCCAUGACUGACGGUAGCGUGCAGAGCAAGACGGCCCAGGCGUGA